This is a messenger RNA of Anopheles cruzii, 1442 nucleotides long. RefSeq names its product beta-arrestin-1 (gene krz). The record is from RefSeq and is a predicted model, not a curated record. Gene Ontology annotation, molecular function: G protein-coupled receptor binding. Lineage: Eukaryota; Metazoa; Arthropoda; Insecta; Diptera; Culicidae. Gene Ontology annotation, cellular component: cytoplasm. Gene Ontology annotation, biological process: signal transduction; G protein-coupled receptor internalization. The transcript is spliced from 10 exons. Bases 1 to 1401 code for a protein of 466 amino acids.
AUGAAUACCCAUCUGCAAGGCUCGUCCCCGAGGUCUCCGGCCCCAUCGCCGGAUCCUGACGUCGACGAGGGUAGUUCCAAAAAACAGGCAACCCGGGUAUUCAAGAAAAGUUCUUCUAACGGCAAAAUCACCGUGUACUUGGGAAAACGUGACUUUGUCGAUCACAUCACACACGUCGAUCCGAUAGAUGGUGUCGUGCUGAUAGAUCCGGACUAUGUGAAGGAUAGGAAAGUUUUCGGUCACGUACUGGCUGCGUUCAGGUACGGGCGAGAGGAUUUGGAUGUGCUGGGAUUAACCUUCAGGAAGGACCUCUAUCUGGCCUCGGAACAGAUUUACCCACCGCUGGAAACGGACCGACCACUGACCCGCCUACAGGAGCGCCUGAUACGGAAGCUUGGCUCGAACGCGUAUCCUUUCUACUUCGAGGUUCCGCCGCACUGUCCAGCGUCCGUGUCGCUGCAGCCGGCCCCGGGCGACACCGGCAAACCGUGCGGUGUCGACUACGAACUGAAGGCCUUCGUCGGCGAGUCGCAGGAGGACAAACCGCACAAACGGAACUCGGUCCGGUUAGCGAUAAGGAAAAUCAUGUACGCACCCUCGAAGCUUGGCGAGCAACCGUCGAUCGAGGUCAGCAAAGAGUACAUACUGAAGCCAAAUAAAAUUCACCUUGAAGCGAGUCUGGAUAAGGAGCUUUACCACCAUGGCGAGAGCUUGUCGGUGAAUGUACAUAUAGCGAAUAAUUCAAGUAAAACGGUUAAGAAAAUUAAGGUGUCAGUCCGACAGUUUGCCGAUAUCUGUCUCUUCUCGACGGCACAGUACAAGUGCACGGUGGCGGAGGUCGAAUCCGAAGACGGAUGCCAGGUUGCUCCCGGUUUUACUCUAUCGAAAGUGUUUACGCUGACGCCACUGCUGGCCAAUAACAAAGACAAGUGGGGCCUGGCACUUGACGGGCAGCUGAAGCAUGAGGACACCAAUCUGGCCUCGAGCACACUGUCUCGCACGCUGGUCGACGGAAAAUAUAGAAUUGCAGAUCCAUCGCAGCGGGAAAAUCUGGGCAUCAUCGUGCAGUAUAAAGUGAAGGUCAAACUGUGCAUCACACCGUUGGGCGGUGAUUUGGUAGCCGAGUUGCCGUUCAUUCUGAUGCACCCGAAGCCGGACGACGAUGAGCCGGUGAUAGGAGACCGUUCGCCCGGGCGAACGGUGAACAGCGCCGACCGGAAGCACGGAUACCCUGCCGGACACGAAGCUGGCAGCAACAGCAACAACGGGGACGCGAACGCAGCCAAGGAGGAUGGCCCGAACCUUAUUCAGCUGGACGGGGACGACAACUGUCAGGAUGACGAUAUUAUCUUUGAAGAUUUCGCCCGGUUACGCUUGAAAGGCGCCGAAACGGAAGCUUAGAGCCGCUAGCGGCGGAACCACACGGCUGAUGGCAGAGAGUC